This is a messenger RNA of Protobothrops mucrosquamatus (brown spotted pit viper), 676 nucleotides long. It is a transcript of the gene BUD31, whose product is annotated as BUD31 homolog. The coding region runs from base 23 to 457 and encodes 144 amino acids. NCBI's taxonomy places the organism in Eukaryota, Metazoa, Chordata, Lepidosauria, Squamata, Viperidae. The transcript has 4 exons. The record is from RefSeq and is a predicted model, not a curated record. Gene Ontology annotation, cellular component: nucleus; spliceosomal complex. Gene Ontology annotation, biological process: mRNA splicing, via spliceosome.
GUUUUUGUCCUUUUCUGAAGCGAUGCCCAAGGUGAAAAGGAGCAGAAAACCUCCUCCAGAUGGCUGGGAAUUGAUUGAGCCAACCCUAGAUGAGCUGGAUCAAAAAAUGAGAGAAGCUGAGACCGAACCACAUGAAGGAAAAAGAAAAGUGGAAUCUCUUUGGCCCAUCUUCAGAAUUCAUCAUCAGAAAACACGCUAUAUUUUUGAUCUCUUCUAUAAAAGGAAAGCCAUUAGUCGAGAAUUAUAUGAAUAUUGUAUCAGAGAAGGCUACGCGGACAAAAACCUGAUUGCAAAAUGGAAGAAGCAAGGCUACGAAAAUCUCUGCUGCUUACGCUGCAUCCAGACUCGCGAUACCAAUUUUGGAACCAACUGCAUUUGUAGAGUGCCCAAAAGUAAACUGGAAGUGGGGAGAAUAAUCGAGUGUACUCACUGUGGCUGCCGAGGCUGCUCUGGAUGAAACAUUCUUCAAAAGCAACUCCAACUUUUUAAAGAUUUUAAGUGACUUGUUACCAUCAAGGACUGUUCAUAAGAACUAUUUUUUUUCACAACAGACCUGUGAGAUGAUUCCCUUUGCCUCCCGCAAUAGAAUAAUUGUGUAAAUGCAUAUGAUGUUUUGAUGUCCUACAUUGUCAUUGUAUUUUAAAAUAAAGUCUUGCCUGCUUCUCCCAAAUGAUAA